This is a messenger RNA of Psammomys obesus (fat sand rat), 1595 nucleotides long. It is a transcript of the gene Mtx1, whose product is annotated as metaxin 1. Gene Ontology annotation, cellular component: SAM complex. The record is from RefSeq and is a predicted model, not a curated record. NCBI's taxonomy places the organism in Eukaryota, Metazoa, Chordata, Mammalia, Rodentia, Muridae. Bases 16 to 1473 code for a protein of 485 amino acids. The transcript is spliced from 7 exons. Gene Ontology annotation, biological process: mitochondrion organization.
CGCGCUUUGGAAAACAUGCGGCUCGGGGGACCCCCCCGCAGCCCCCGCUCGGCACAGAGACCUGAGGGGGCCCGGAGUUGUCGAGCCCACGUGCAGUUUGGCAAGUGCCCUCAGCGCCCAGCAAGCCGCACUAGAUGCCCCUCUCCCAGGCCCUCCGCGUCUUCGGCGGUUCGUGGCUACGCUCGGCAGAGGCGCCUCUGGCCCGCAUCCCUGCCCCCUUGCGGGGGCAGUCUCAAGAGGAGACCUCGACCGCGCGUCUCAGAAAGCCGAGGCUCCACCUCCUGCAGUCCCGCCACCUCUCCGGCUGCGAAAAACGGCUCCUCCCCAAAGGCCUCCCCAGAUCCCCAACCCCCAGUGGCCAGAGAGGCAGUGAUUAGGGGCGGGUCCCAGCUGGGCAAGGCGGACGCUUAUGAGAAGGUGCUUCCGGGCCAAAGAGUGUGCAAGAUGGCGGCGCCCAUGGAGCUAUUCUGCUGGUCAGGGGGUUGGGGACUGCCGUCGGUGGACCUGGAUAGUCUGGCAGUGCUGACCUAUACCAGAUUUACAGGUGCUCCACUGAGGGUACACAAGAUCAGCAAUCCUUGGCAGAGCCCGACAGGAACUCUGCCUGCCCUUCGAACCAGUGAUGGAGAGGUCAUCUCAGUACCACACAAGAUCAUCACCCAUCUUCGUAAAGAGAAGUAUAAUGCCGAUUAUGAUCUGUCAGCUCGGCAAGGAGCAGAUACCCUAGCCUUCAUGUCUCUGCUGGAGGAGAAACUGCUACCUGUGCUAAUACAUACUUUUUGGAUAGAUGCCAAGAACUAUGUGGAAGUGACCCGAAAGUGGUAUGCAGAGGCUAUGCCCUUUCCCCUCAACUUCUUCCUGCCUGGCCGCAUGCAGCGCCGGUACAUGGAGCGUCUGCAACUGCUGUGUGGCGAGCACAAACCAGAGAGCGAGGAAGAACUAGAGAAAGAGCUAUAUCAAGAGGCUCGGGAGUGCCUAACCCUUCUCUCCCAACGUCUGGGCUCUCAGAAAUUCUUCUUUGGAGAUGCCCCUGCAUCUCUGGACGCCUUUGUCUUUAGCCAUUUGGUCCUGCUGCUGCAGGCAAAGCUGCCCAGUGGAAAGCUGCAGGCCCACCUUCGGGGGCUGCACAACCUCUGUGUCUACUGUACCCACAUCCUUAGCCUCUACUUUCCCCGGGAUGGAGGUAAGGAGUGGAUGGAGAGAAUGGGCUGGAUCCAAGGACUAGCUCCCUUGCCCACCUUCCUUCCUUGCUCCCUAGCUGAGGUACCACCUCCAUGCCAGACACCAGCAUGCCCUGAGACUGAGGAGGAGCCAUACCGGCGCAGGAACCAGAUUCUGUCUGUGCUGGCAGGGCUGGCAGCCAUGGUGGGCUAUGCCCUGCUCAGUGGCAUUGUCUCUAUCCAGCGGGCAACUCCCACUCGGGCCUCAGGCACCCGGUCCUUGGGCAUGGCUGAGGAGGAUGAAGAAGAAUGAUGUGUUCAUGUUCUCAGGACCCAUUUUUCUACUGUCAUGCAUUCCACAUGCCUCUUUUUCUCCCCAUUGUUGGAGCAGCCAAAAAUGGGGUGCUAUCCCCAGAAUAAAGCUGUUUACACUAA